Messenger RNA from Arabidopsis arenosa, 1752 nucleotides. NCBI's taxonomy places the organism in Eukaryota, Viridiplantae, Streptophyta, Magnoliopsida, Brassicales, Brassicaceae. The record is from the annotation of a GenBank genome assembly.
CUUUAUACUUCAACCAACUGUUCUCUCUCUCUUUCUUUCUCUCUCUCUCUACACUGCCGUCCAAUAAUGGCGGCCAAAGUCUUCACUCAAAACCCUAUAUGUUCUCCAUCUCUAAUUAAAGACAAAACUCCUCAACAAAAACACAAUCUUGGCCAUUUCUCUCUCUCCAAGAACACCUCUAAAAGACUCGUUGUCUCUUCUUCUAUAAUGUCCCCUCCGAUUCCAUCUUCUCUACUCGCUCUCCCUUCUUCCUCUUCCUCUUCUUCUUCUUCUUUUUCUACUUCUCAGGUCAUUCCUCCUUCAAGAGCACCUGCAGCAACGCUACCGUUGUCUCGGGUUUGGAGAGAGAUACAAGGAAGCAAUAACUGGGAAAAUCUCAUUGACCCUUUAAGCCCUAUUCUCCAACAAGAGAUUACUCGCUACGGGAACUUACUCUCCGCUUCUUACAAAGGGUUUGAUCUAAACCCUAACUCCAAACGUUACUUGAACUGCAAGUAUGGAAAAAAGAACUUGCUUAAAGAAUCUGGAAUCCAUGACCCUGAUGGAUACCAAGUCACCAAGUAUAUCUACGCAACUCCAGACAUCAACCUCAACCCUAUCAAGAACGAGCCUAACCGUGCUCGAUGGAUUGGUUAUGUAGCGGUUUCUUCUGAUGAAUCAGUGAAACGUUUGGGGAGGAGGGAUAUUGUGGUGACGUUUCGUGGCACUGUGACCAACCAUGAGUGGUUAGCUAACCUAAAGAGCUCUUUGACUCCGGCUCGGCUUGAUCCUCAUAACCCUCGUCCUGAUGUCAAGGUCGAAUCCGGGUUCUUAGGUUUAUACACAUCCGGUGAGAGUGAGAGCAAAUUCGGGCUAGAAAGCUGCCGUGAGCAGCUUCUCUCUGAGAUCUCGAGGCUUAUGAACAAGCACAAAGGCGAGGAAAUGAGCAUCACGCUUGCGGGACAUAGUAUGGGGAGUUCGCUAGCUCACCUUCUAGCUUACGACAUAGCAGAACUCGGUAUGAACCAGAGAAGUGGUGAGAAAGCUGUUCCGGUGACCGUGUUUUCGUUUGCGGGUCCUAGGGUUGGUAACUUGGGGUUCAAAAAACGGUGUGAGGAGCUAGGAGUUAAAGUCUUGAGGAUCACGAAUGUAAACGAUCCGAUCACCAAACUUCCCGGCUUCUUGUUCAACGAGAAUUUCAGAUCUUUAGGUGGUGUUUACGAACUUCCUUGGAGCUGCUCUUGCUACACUCACGUGGGAGUCGAACUCACCCUCGACUUCUUCGAUGUUCAAAACAUUUCUUGUGUCCAUGACCUCGAGACUUACAUCAAUUUAGUAAACCGUCCGAGAUGCUCGAAAUCGGCAGUUAAUGAAGACAAUUUUGGCGGCGAGUUUUUGAACAGAACAAGUGAGAUGAUGUUCGGUAAGGGACGACGUCGAGCGUUGCAUUUAACAAACGCAGCGACCAAUGCGGCAUAUCUACUUUGUUCUAUAUCCAACCAUAUGUUGUAUUAUAAUAUCUUUUAGGUCUAGAUUGAUCCAAGCUACAAAUUUUGAUCUUUUUUUAAGACAGGACAAAAUAAUUGUUGCCCUAUCUUUUACGUAGCAAGUACAUAUAUAGAUGUGUAUAUGCAAAACCUAAUAUGCUUCCGUGUAUUUGGGGAAUGAAGCUUUUAGAACGGCUAUGAUAAUUCAAGAUGGUUUGCAACUAUUUUUCAAGAUCUUUUUUGUCUGGUUUUAUGUAAAUAUCAUCAAUUAACGAAACACUUUAUU